This is a messenger RNA of Marmota flaviventris (yellow-bellied marmot), 2684 nucleotides long. It is a transcript of the gene Gpld1, whose product is annotated as glycosylphosphatidylinositol specific phospholipase D1. Gene Ontology annotation, molecular function: GPI anchor phospholipase D activity. NCBI's taxonomy places the organism in Eukaryota, Metazoa, Chordata, Mammalia, Rodentia, Sciuridae. The record is from RefSeq and is a predicted model, not a curated record. Gene Ontology annotation, cellular component: extracellular matrix; extracellular region.
AUGUCCCCUGGCCGGCUGUGGCCUGGCCUGCUGGCCGUGCUGGCCUUCCUCUGCCCGACAGCUUCUUCGUGUGGCCUGUCAACCCACGUGGAGAUAGGACACAGAGCUCUGGAGUUUCUUCACCUUCAUGAGGGUCACGUAGACUACAGAAAGCUGUUACUGGAACACCAGGAUGCGUAUCAGGCUGGGACCGUGUUUCCCGAUUCUUUUUACCCCAGCUUCUGCAAAGGAGGAAAAUACCAUGACGUGUCUGAGAGCACUCACUGGACUCCGUUCCUUAAUGCAAGCGUCCAUUAUAUCCGCGAGAACUACCCACUGCCCUGGGAGAAGGACACAGAGAAAUUGGUGGCUUUCUUGUUUGGAAUCACCUCGCAUAUGGUGGCAGACGUCAGCUGGCACAGUCUGGGCAUUGAACAAGGGUUCCUCAGGACCAUGAGCGCUAUGGACUUUCACGGCUCCUAUUCUGAGGCCCACUCCGCUGGAGACUUUGGAGGAGAUGUGCUGAGUCAGUUUGAAUUCAAUUAUAAUUACCUCGCGCGGCGCUGGUAUGUGCCCAUCAAAGAUCUACUGGGAAUUUAUGAGAAACUUUAUGGCCGAGAAGUCAUUACCAAAAAUGUCAUCAUUGAUUGUACGUACCUUCAGUUCUUAGAAAUGUAUGGAGAGGUGUUAGCCGUUUCCAAGCUUUAUUCUACGUACUCUACAAAGUCCCCGUUUCUGGUGGAACAGUUCCAGGAGUAUUUCCUUGGAGGACUGGAUGACAUGGUGUUCUGGUCCACCAAUAUCUACCGGCUCACGAGCUUCAUGCUGGAGAACGGGACCAGUGCCUGUGACCUGCCGGAGAACCCUCUGUUCAUCGCAUGUGGUGGCCAGCGAAACCACAGCCAUGCUGCAAAAGUGCAGAAAAUUGAUUUUCAUAGGAAUGUGACGGCACCCAUAACUAAAGAUCUUGGAAGAAACAUAAACUACACUGAAAGAGGCGUGUUCUUCAGUGUGGACACCUGGACCCCGGAUUCCAUGUCCUUUAUGUACCAGGCCUUGGAAAGGAACCUGCGGACCGUGUUCAUGGCCCGCUCUCAGGAGCCCCUGAAGCACAUCUCCAGCCCCUUGGCGUCUUACUUCACGUCUGUCCCCUACGCGAGGCUGGGCUGGGCAAUGGCCUCUGCGGACCUCAACCAGGAUGGGUACAGCGACCUUGUGGUGGGGGUGCCCGGCUACAGCCGCCCCGGCCACUUCCAGAUUGGGCGUGUGUAUCUCAUCUACGGCAAUGACCUGGGCCUACCCCCCACUGACCUGGACCUGGACACAGAGGCCAGCGGGAGCCUGGAGGGCUUCCAGCCCUCAGGUCGCUUUGGCUCAGCCGUGGCUGUGUUGGAUUUUAACCAGGACGGGGUUCCGGACUUGGCUGUGGGAGCACCCUCUGUGGGCUCUGAGCAGCUCACAUACAAAGGUGCAGUGUACGUCUACUUUGGUUCCAAACAAGGAAGACUGAAUUCUCCCCCUAACAUCACCAUCUCCUGCCAGGACACCUACUGCAACCUGGGCUGGACACUCCUCGCUGCAGAUGUGAAUGGAGACAGUGAGCCCGACCUAGUGAUCGGCUCCCCCUUUGCACCGGGUGGAGGAAGGCAGAAGGGAAUCGUGGCUGCCUUUUAUUCUGGCCCCUGCCAGAGCAACCAAGAGCAGCUGAACGUGGAGGCGGCCGACUGGAUGGUGAGCGGUGAGGAGGACUUUGCCUGGUUUGGAUAUGCCCUCCACAGCAUCAGGGUGGACAGCAGAACCUUGCUGCUGGUGGGGAGCCCCACGUGGAGGAACGUCAGCAGGCUGGACCGUGCGUCCCACAGCCACGACAAGCAGAGCCUUGGCAGGGUGUACGGCUACCUCCCCCCAGAUCGCCAGAGCAGGUUUAUCAUUUCUGGUGACAAGGCAAUGGGGAAGCUGGGCACGUCACUGUCAAGUGGCCACGUGAUGGUGAACGGGAACCGUACCCAAGUGCUGCUGGUGGGAGCCCCGACUCAUGAUGAUGUGUCUAAGAUGGCAUUCCUGACCAUGACCCUGCACCAGGGUGGAGCCACCCGGGUGUAUGCGCUGACCCUGGACAUGCAGCCUUCUCUGCUCAGCACCUACAGUGGAGACCGUCGCUUCUCUCGCUUUGGUGGAGUUCUGCACUUGAGUGACCUGGAUAACGAUGGCUUAGAUGAAAUCAUCCUGGCAGCCCCACUGAGGAUAACAGAUGUAACCUCUGGGCUGCUUGGGGGAGAAGAUGGACGGGUCUAUAUAUACAAUGGCAAACAGACCACCCUUGGUGACGUAACAGGCAAAUGCAAAUCAUGGAUAACUCCUUGCCCAGAAGAAAAGGCCCAAUAUGUACUGAUUUCUCCUGAGGCAAGUUCAAGGUUUGGGAGCUCUCUGAUGGCUGUGAGGUCAAAGGAGAAGAACCAGCUUGUCAUUGCUGCUGGAAGGAGUUCUCUGGGAGCCCGGCUUGCGGGGGCACUUCAUGUCUACAGCCUCAGCUCAGAUUAAAGAUUUCACUCCAUUUUCCUCCUCUGUCACUCCUCUCGUGUGUGGAAUCAUCUCCAGGGUGAGAGCUCUGGUGGACCAGUUGAAGUGGGCCAAGGUGGACCCCGAUGGUGGGGUCCUGGGAGCGGAGCCGAGCACCAACAGCCAGGCCAUCUGGAAACAUGGAA